Molecule: messenger RNA, 1872 nt
Organism: Melitaea cinxia (Glanville fritillary)
Lineage: Eukaryota; Metazoa; Arthropoda; Insecta; Lepidoptera; Nymphalidae
Product: putative nuclease HARBI1
Exons: 9
Coding region: 1-1845 (614 amino acids)
Source: RefSeq, a predicted model, not a curated record
AUGUUUGUGGACAGUCAAAGUGCGAUAAGAAUUAUUGAAAAUGGAGUGAUAAAUAGACGUUCAAAACACAUAGACGUUCGCUACAAAUUCAUUCAUGAAAAAGUGAAAAAUGGUGAUGUGAUAAUUAAAUAUUGUUCAUCAAAUGAACAAACAGCAGACAUUUUCACAAAAAUAUUAGCUAAAGUUAAAUUUAUCUAUCAUACAAAUAAGAUUGUUAUAACAAAGCCGCGGAAAAAUUUAACCUCGACAAUGCGUGUAGCAGAAAGGCACAACUCCAGCGUGCUCUGCGAGCUCGAGAAUCAGAGAAAGGAGCAAGAAAUGCAGCUCAACGAAUUUGAAUUGCAGAAAUUCGUAGACAAGAAUCUCAAGAACACCGUGAUAAACGCCUGCGACAAAAUUUGUGAGGAUCGUGUUUCAACUAGGAGCCUGCAUAAUUUUAUAGAAAAAGCAGAAGAAAGAGCACUUGUGGAAUCAUUGGAAGUUUCUUUCGAAAAUUAUAAUCAUCUUGUUCAGUUAUUGAAAACAGUAUCGCCACAAUUGUUAAGUGACAAAUGUCAAAUGGUUAUCAAAGCCGACAAAGUACCAUCUGGGGAACAUGCUGGCAGGUUCAACGCGCCUACUGUAGAUGAAGUUGCUAUUAUUAUGUAUCCUUUGAUAUUCUGGCAAGGACAAGAUGAAUACCACAUCAACAUCAAACAGCGUGAUCCAGCCACUGGUAAUGAAACAAAUAAAAACAUAAUGGCACGACUAGCGCUUAUUUUUAACAUAUUAGAGAACUCCAAUAGGAUAGAUAUAAGACAAAGGCGGAAUCUUAGAAGAAUGGCGCGUUAUGCCGAUAAUGCCUUCGCCAUGAGUAAUGAGUUUAAAAAAUGUUAUCGCUUCAGCAAAGAGUUGUUUGAAAUUCUACAUAACGAUUUGGUGCCGCUGUUACCAAGAACUACCCGUCGUAGCGAUAUAUCUACGCGUUAUAAGGUUUUAGUGGCGCUUUCAUUUUACGCCACGGGAAGCUAUCAGCGUUUGGUGGGAACUACGCACGGAACGCUGAUGUCACAACAAUCUGUGUCACGAGCCAUCAAAGAGGUCACAAAUGCCCUAAAUACAGAUGUGAUUGUAAAUAAAUGGCUCAAAUUCCCACAAACCCGUCGAGAAAGAGACCAUAUUAAACAAAGAUUUUAUGAAAAGUUCCAAAUACCAUCCGUAGUUGGUGCUAUUGAUGGUACUCAUGUAGCUAUCAUACGUCCAGCUCAAAAUGACGAGAGGUUUUACAACAGAAAAGGAUUUCACUCAAGAAAUGUUUUAAUUAUAUGCGAUGCAGAUAUGAAUAUUUUAAGUGUUGAUUCAUCUUUUGGUGGAGCGACUCAUGAUAGUUUUAUAUUAAAUCAACACCCUGUCAAAAGCUACCUAAUAAAUUUAUUAAAUUCAGGGGAACUUGUUUAUUUACUAGGUGACUCUGGCUAUCCCCAGAGAAAUUUUUUAAUGACACCUAUUUUGGAUGCUCCGGCUAACUCACCAGAAGAGCACUAUACCAAUAUGCAUUGUGUGGCACGCAAUAUAGUGGAGCGUACUAUAGGUGUAUUAAAAAAUAGGUGGAGAUGUCUUCUCGGUCACAGGGUCCUUCACUAUCAUCCUAACACAGCUGCUAGAAUUAUAAAUGCUUGUUGUGUUUUACACAACAUUUGUAAUAAAGCAAGCUUGAGUCAGAAUGACAGUGAGGAUACUAUACCAUCUUCAGUAGAGGAAGACAGCACCCAGGAAAUAAGUAGGCAGGAUCUUCCUGACUUAACUAGAGGCAAUGAAGCUAGAUCUCGUUUGGUGCGUGAGUUAUGGGCUGCGAGGCGUCAUUAAUUUUAUAAUUAAACUCUUGUUAAAUUA